Quercus lobata is the source of this 666-nucleotide messenger RNA. Its product is annotated as UDP-glycosyltransferase 79B2-like. The record is from RefSeq and is a predicted model, not a curated record. NCBI's taxonomy places the organism in Eukaryota, Viridiplantae, Streptophyta, Magnoliopsida, Fagales, Fagaceae. The coding region runs from base 1 to 666 and encodes 221 amino acids. Gene Ontology annotation, molecular function: UDP-glucosyltransferase activity. The transcript is spliced from 2 exons.
AUGUCUCUUUAUGUUCAAAUUACCUAUGGCUUGAUUCAGAAUGAUGCCCUAGCCUAUAGGACAUAUCAUGAGUUUGAAGGGCCAUACUGUGACUACUUAAGGCAGCAUUAUGCUAAGCCUGUGCUACUAACAGGACUUGUCCUGCUUGAAGCACCGGCCACAAAGCUAGAUGAGAAAUGGACUAAUUGGUUAUGCAAUUUCAAGCAAGAUGGUUGUGCAACAAUUGAAGAAGCUUUUCCAGAGGGGUUUGAAGAGAGAGUUAAAGGGAGAGGAUGGGUGUAUGGGGGAUGGGUGCCACAAACAUUGAUAUUGGAGCACCCAUCUAUUGGUUGUUCUGUGACCCAUUGUGGAUAUGGGUCCAUGUGGGAGUCUCUCUUUAGUGAUUGCCAAAUAGUAUGCGUUUCAUACCUUGGUGAUCAAAUUGUGGGUGCCAGGUUAAUGGUGGAAGAACUCAAAGUUGCAGUGGAGGUGGAGAGAGAAGAUAAUGGGCGGAUUUCCAAGGAAAGCCUAAGUAAGGCCAUUAUCUCUGUGAUGGACGAGGACAGUGAAAUAGCUGGGCUGGUGAAAUAUAAUCAUGCCAAGUUGAAGGAGGAACUUACUAGUGAAGGCAUGCAAGAGAGAUAUUUAGACACUUUCAUUCAAAACCUGCAAGGUCUUAAGGAUUGA